GGUGCUGACGUCACUCGAGCCCACUGCCAACCAGCGGGAUCCUUUGAAUGACAGAGUCUAGUGAGGAUCGCGAGCAGAAAACAAAAGGUCGUGAAUUGUGUAGAAGAAGGGUGACUUUAUCGACGAAAUACAAAGCUCUUUGAGCUAAAAAAACCAGCAAAAUGGCCUUAGUACAGACCAAUGCUUGUGAUCCAUUCGACAGAUUAUCACAGAGAGAAUUAUUAGCAAGAAUAUUGAGCUCUGAAGACAUAGAUGAUGACGACCAUCAUUCGAUGGAGUGGAGCUCUGACUCUGAACACGAAUACGAAGAACAAGAAUGUGAAUGGAAAUGGGAUUCAAACCUUUUGCCAUCCACUUUCCUGCGACAUGAGAGCAGUGAAGUACUCUUUCACCCUGAUUACAGUUGUGGCACAGCARCAGCUAAGGGUGAAGAACUGUUACAAAAAGAUGCAGAGCACUACUGGGAAGUAAAAAUGACCAGUGCCGUCUACGGAACAGAUAUGAUGAUUGGUGUUGGUACAAGACAAGCUGACCUGAUGAAGUAUCGAACAUCAUUCUGUAGUAUCCUCGGAAGAGAUAGUGAGAGUUGGGGACUGUCAUAUUUUGGUACGAUGCACCACGAUGGAAAAGGCAGAGAAUACACUACAAAGUUUGACCAGGGAACUACAAUCGGCAUUCACUUGGAUACCUGGACUGGACAACUUGCUUUUUUGAAAGAUGGCAAGCAUCUGGGCGUGGCUGCUAAGGGGUUAAGAGGGAAAGAUCUCUACCCAAUGGUAUCAUCGACAGCUGCAAGAACAAAAAUGAGGCUUAUGCGUAGCACUUCUGUUGGCUUCUCUCUCCAGUACUUAUGUUGUGCCAAGAUUGGAAAAUUAUUAUCCAAUCCUAGUGACAUUAAAGCCCUACCCCUACCCCCAGGGGUGAAGCAUUUUCUCAUGAGAGAACUGGAUUGGAUCUUCAAAGUACAUGCUAAGCCAAGGCAAGAUACAGUUAAAGAAGCAAAAAGAAAGCAAAGAUGCUGAAAAUAUGCACAUAUAGCAAAGUCUUUAAUUUAAAAGAUCCAUAUAAUUAUUACAGUUAUUUGCCAARGGAAAAGUGACAAUUGGUAAGUUUUUACCAAGCUGUGUGUCUACCAAUAAUCACUGUGAGUGCCUCUGGGGAAUACAUGUUUUAGUACCAUUACAAAGGUGAUUAUCUGAAAGAAAAUAGACUGCUUCAUUUCUACAUUUUUUUAUUUAUCUUGCAUUUUGAAGGUGGCAUGUAUCAACAAGUGGUACUACUACUUCUACUAAUGGUGUGUGCAAUUCGAUAUUCACCUGUAGGUGAUUAUCAAGAAAUAUUUAGAAGUUCUAGACCAAUCAGAGAGCACUAUUUUCUAUAAUCACCUGGGUAAUUAUCCUGAUUAAUACUUCAUAUUUGAUCCACUGCAGGUCUGAUUUCAUUUUUUCCAAGCGUAAUCAAAAUAAUCUUUUUAUUUGUGAUAAUGRUAUACAGAAAAAUAAUGUGAAGUGGGCCUUAUUUAUUUUGAUAUGCAGUUUUAUUUCAACAUGACAGGGUUGGUUUGRGUUGGGAUAUUAAUAAAUUAUUACAAAUUUAAUAACAUGCUUAGCAAAUAUAAAAAUAUAAUUUACGUAACGAAAAACCAGAAUGAUGCUGGAAAUGGUUUUUCAAAUUAUUUGAAAAAUGGCAAUUUUUUUUAGAAAGUGCUUUAUUUAUAAGAAUAUGUUGGUAGGAUGUUUGUUUGUUUAGAUGUUUGAGUAGUUUUCCCCUUGUGUUUUAACUCAUUUUAGCCAUUCCUUGUCUAACCUGUCUUAUAGUACACUCAACAAAAUUCCUCAACUCUGAUUGGUCGAGAGGAGUACAAUUAUAGCGUUAAUUGUACUCUGUAGGAGUACCGAAUUAAGUCGCUAUGGCAACACGGCCAAAACAAUG
Molecule: messenger RNA, 1932 nt
Organism: Actinia tenebrosa (Australian red waratah sea anemone)
Lineage: Eukaryota; Metazoa; Cnidaria; Anthozoa; Actiniaria; Actiniidae
Product: SPRY domain-containing SOCS box protein 3
Biological process (GO): intracellular signal transduction; proteasome-mediated ubiquitin-dependent protein catabolic process
Cellular component (GO): SCF ubiquitin ligase complex
Molecular function (GO): protein binding
Source: RefSeq, a predicted model, not a curated record